CUCGUGCGUCGUGCCUGCCGCCCUCCACUUCUAUCCCCCCCUCCUUCCAGGUUCCCUCUACCCGCCCAGAAAACGGCCGUGGCUCCUUCUGCCAUAUAAAAUUCCAAUCUUCACUUUUCACCCUCGACUUUCUCGACUCUUUUCUCUUUGCAAAAUAUCAUCACGACUGGCUAUUCGCAUUACCUGGCACCAACUUCAUCGACUAUCGAUUUGCUACACCCAACUGAGUGUCGCCGCCGUCGCCCCUGCGAGAUUCGACAACAGCGACAACGAAGAACCCUCACCCCACCACUAACCCGCUCCCACUGCAUCCGCUGACCUUGCCGCACCACUUCACAUCCACCCAGUCUCCAACCCUGGUACCACUACUGCUGUCUUCCUGCCCAAGGAAUCACCAUACCGAACCCGAUUCACGAAACGCCUCGACCGCUGUCUUCCUGUGACUCUUCGCUGUCGCUUUUCCUCUUUUCUCGAGUUUCCUGUGCUCUUUUUUCUGCUUUCAACAAAAUCCCCCAAGAAGAAGAAACACUCGAGAGUACCUACAUAGAGUAGCCAAUAUAAAGAAACACUUCUCUUCUGCUACCACUCACUGUCCGAACCCCCGAAACCGAUUACCAAGCCAAGAAACAAAGCAUCAAGAAGACAGCACAUUUCUGUCUUCUUUGCUCCCACCCCCGACAAGAUUUACUUCUACAGCAAGCAGCUUUACGACGAAGGGCCUUUUCGGGCUUUUCAAUCACCAGAUUUCAAUCAAACAAAAAGGUAGGUUUUUCCCCCUCCUCUCACAGACCCCCGCCGCCAUCGGGCCCUUCUUCAUCAUCAUCCACGCCCGGAGCCCCGCCAGGCUUUGUUCGGAGAUGGCCCCUCCACGGCGGCGCCGGGAGUAACACGGAACAUGAACCGACAACAGUGAACAACUACUAACAUCCUUUGCAGCACGAUGGUUUCCUUCACCCCCACCAUGCAGGUCCAAGAUGAUCUCGCAACCCUUUUCUCCCGCAACUUAACCUUCAACCCUGAAGUUCAGCCCAAGGUAGAGGAAGAAGUCAAGCAGUCCCCGGAACCCACCCUCGCCAGUCCCGCCCCGACUCCGGCGCCCAUCAUCUACUCCAUCACUCAGCACUACACCCAUUCCGCCCACGUUGUCCGUCAGCAAGCUCAAGAGGCCCCCAUCCAGCGCCCCUCCUCCGAGCCUCCCCAGACCGAGCAGUUGACCCCCGAGGCCGUUCUCAGCCAGCACGGCGUCGACCCUUCAGUCCUCUCUCCUUCUCAGAUUCAACUUUUCCGCUGUUCCGAAGAACCCCACCAGCUGCGACUUCUUGAAAUCUGGCGCGCCGCACCCCCUACCUCGAGCACAGAGAACCCAUCACUGGCAUGGACAAGCACAACACUUGAGCAAGAGGAGCAGCUGGCGAGACUCCGAUAUGAGCGCAUGGAAGCAGAGAAGCAGCAACAGGAGCAGCAGCAGAACGCCGUCAUGAGCCUCGAUGGUACCCAAGUCCAGUCAGAUGACAGCCGCUGGCUGGCAAGCUCCAUCACCUCGCAAGUCGAGCCGUAUAUGAUGUCUGGCUACGAGGAGCUUAUGCGUCGUGAGUACGAGCGCGAGCAGGAGCUGGCACAGGCCUCCCCCCCAAGCAACUAUUCUCACUACGGCUCUGCAGUCGGCACCAGCGGCUAUAAGCCCGCCACCGACCCCGUCUACAAGGGCUUCGGCGAUGACUGGGCCCGGGAGCAGAGUCUCCAAAUGCAGAUGCAGAUGGAGAACCAGUACGGUGCGUUCCAGCACUACGGAAGCGGUAACAUCGAGGCCAUGGACAUGUAAUGCGGCGAGGAAAGAGAGCCAUGGCACAUCACCACUUUUUCAGCAUAGCAGCAGACACUUGCCUUGAUACCUACACUGCAUGGGAAGACAACGUCGGAUAAUCAGGAGGGCAAUUAUUGGAUUGCCUCUCGUCGGUAGACGUGUUUCUUCCCCAGUUUUCUUUUGUCUUUUGAUUUUCUUUUUUUGUCAAGAAGGUUAUGAAUAAGCAAUUGGGCGUAUACCAAUAGGCAGGCAUGAGGAACGAACAGGACUACCAAAACAAUAAAAUAUUCCAUUCAAAUUCAAGCUGGGCUGACGAAUGACUCGGUGAAGGGGGCCCAUCUGCUUCCGUUCCGAUGACGACACACCGCGGUUUCUCGGCAUGUGCAUGGGGUUGCGACAGUCGGAGGAAGUAUAGAAAGGGGACAUGCUCACCAAGCCAGGCAAUAGAGAAGGGACGUUGAAGUAAGACGUAGAACGUAUAAUUGGGUCUCUUGCCAAGGCCUUAUGUGUUCGAUCUCGCAUCAUCUUGCUCGUCGAGUCUAAACUCUCGCCAUACAAUAUACAGCCCGGCAAAGCAUUUAAUUUCAC
Colletotrichum scovillei is the source of this 2392-nucleotide messenger RNA. RefSeq lists its product as uncharacterized. NCBI's taxonomy places the organism in Eukaryota, Fungi, Ascomycota, Sordariomycetes, Glomerellales, Glomerellaceae. The record is from RefSeq and is a predicted model, not a curated record. The transcript has a single exon. Bases 941 to 1822 code for a protein of 293 amino acids.